AUAAAUGUAAAGUGGGUUGGUUGGUCGUUUAAUAAACUUGUUGAACUAAAUUAGUAGAAGUAGUACACAAAGAGGAUCCCACCGAUCCAUCGUACAAUCGUAGCCAUCUUCAAGUUCUAUGAAGCCAUUAGUGGUAGAGACUUAUUAGAGAAGGUGUAGCUUUGGUAAGAAAGAAAAAAAAGAAAGAAGAAAAACAGAAAGUAAAGAAAAACCAGGCUAUCUCGCAUACACAGCAGCAAAUAGCCAUCACUGUUGCUUCUUUCACUGUUUAAUUUCAAUAAUAAGUCACGAAUAAUCUCGCCCGAUGUUUUCACUCAGAAUUCUCACUUUAAAUUGCUGGGGCAUUCCCUUCCCAGUGAUAUGUAAGGACAAGAAUUUUAGGAUUAAAAGCCUUGUGAAGGCUCUGUCAGAAAGUGAAUAUGAUAUCGUUUUACUCCAAGAGAUUUGGUGCAUAUCUGACUUUGAACUUUUACAAUCAGUGAUUUCAAAGAAAUUCCCACAUUCCCACUAUUUUCACAGUGGCAGCAUUGGCAGUGGUAUGUGUGUCUUUACAAAACAUCCAAUCAAGGAUGCUCUCUACUUCAAUUAUCGUCUAAACGGCUACGCACAUAAGAUACAACAUGGUGACUGGUUUGCUGGCAAAGGAGUUGGCCUUAUCAAAGUGGAAGUCAGUGGCAUAAUGAUCAACAUCUACACAACACAUAUCCAUGCAGAGUAUAGUGAUAUUAAUGACGAAUAUUUCACCCAUCGCUUGAUCCAGUCGUUUCAACUUAGCCAGUUUAUAAAGCAGACUUCAGAGAAAUGUGAUGUUGUCUUUGUUGGUGGAGACUGUAAUAUGGAACCAAAGUCCCUCAGUUACAAAAUCCUUACUACCAAUGCCAUGUUAAAUGAUGCAUGGUUGAAAAAGAAAAAUAUCAUGGACGACAAACUUGGUAAUACGUGUGAGUGUCCUGACAACUCUUACACUGAUUCUGCUACGACACUGAAAUUCCCACACGGCAAAAGGAUCGAUUAUCUGUUGUUCAGAGCUAAUUCAGGUACAAAAGUAACUGUUGAUCAUUACGAAAGGGCGUUUGGAAAGAUUCCCAAUGAUUCCCGGAGCUACUCUGACCAUGAAGGAGUUUCGGCUACCUUCAGUUUAAUGAGUGCACCUACAGCUCAAGCAUGUCCAGCCAGAGAUGCUGUACUUCUUUCAGACCAUCUUCAGGCAAUGAUCAACGAAAUGGACAAAAAUGCAUCCAAAUUGUCUUCAGACAGGAUAAUUUGGAUUUUAUUGGCAAUAUCCAGUACCGUCAUCCUGUUCUUAAGGAAUUGCUGCAGCGUAGGAGGGACAUGUAUUGCCUUUUUCAUGAAUCUGUUGAUGGUAUUUCUAGUUGUCUUCAUAGCCUUCUGCCUAUGGAAUGGUGUUGUGAUAAAUAACAUCGACUCCAAGGCAUCUGCAGCAACGAAAGAAGAGGCCAAAUACCUUUUGAACAGCAAAAAGGAAAACUGAAAUUGUUUCCAUUUUCUCUUCAAAUUGAACAUAAUUUUAUAUACAUAUCAGUUACAUUUUUAUAUCAUAUCUUCAAAUUUCUUGUUGUGUACAUGUAAGUCUAUGUGUGCGUGCGUAUGUGCAUCUGUGUGUGUGUAUGUAUGUGUGUGUGUAUGUGUGUGUUUAAGGUUCGUUUUUUUCCAUGCUAGCAUGGAUUCAACAGGAAUUGAUUUCAAGGCAACAUUUAACACCUGGAAGGCUUUUCCUGUUGCUAGCUCUCACCGGUUUUUCAGUUAAGGGAUUUUUUAAAGAAAUAUUUCACAGGUUCUUGAAAGUACUGAGUAAUCACUUAUAAUGACCACAUGGAAUGUGACCUUCCAUUCCAUUCAAUCAGGGAUGAACAAAAUAUCAGCAUUCACAUAUGUGCGUGUACACACACGCACAUACACAUACACACGCACACAGCACCUUCUGUUGUUGUUCUUUGUUAUUGUUGUUAUUUUAACUCUGAUGGAAAUUAAUCUAGC
Messenger RNA from Octopus sinensis (East Asian common octopus), 1998 nucleotides. RefSeq names its product putative neutral sphingomyelinase. Lineage: Eukaryota; Metazoa; Mollusca; Cephalopoda; Octopoda; Octopodidae. The coding region runs from base 305 to 1492 and encodes 395 amino acids. Gene Ontology annotation, cellular component: cytoplasm. The transcript is spliced from 8 exons. The record is from RefSeq and is a predicted model, not a curated record. Gene Ontology annotation, molecular function: sphingomyelin phosphodiesterase activity.